This is a messenger RNA of Folsomia candida, 905 nucleotides long. RefSeq lists its product as uncharacterized. The record is from RefSeq and is a predicted model, not a curated record. NCBI's taxonomy places the organism in Eukaryota, Metazoa, Arthropoda, Collembola, Entomobryomorpha, Isotomidae. The coding region runs from base 296 to 766 and encodes 156 amino acids. The transcript has 3 exons.
UAUAAACAAUCACGACUUACCAAAUAUGCUAAAAAAACUAUCUAGCAAGUUAUUCAAUCAUCAUAAUGCACGAGUUUUACCCACCAGGAUAUUUGCAAUUAUUGUAAUUAUUGGGCAAACCUGUACACACCCUGGUCCUGUUUGAAUGCCUCUAUAUAGCUGCAUCAAGUGACCACAACUUAGGAUAAGUGCAUAUCCUUAUUUCCAUAUGCAUCAGUACCAAUAAAAUCUGUUGCAAAUAUCCACACUAAUUCAUUUCUUCAUUUGAGUUUGGCAUCAUCAGACGUAAAAAAGAAUGUCAGAACUUCAUCUGGAUUUAUGUCGACAAAGCACGAAACACCUCCACGACACCAUCGAGUCCAUAAAAGACAACUUACGACUGCUGGAAAUUUUCGUAAUUUCUGGCUUAUCUGAGGAUGGGAAGAGCAGUGUGGCGCUGACGAACAAUGACGACUCACAAGACAGCGGGGGAGAAAGACGGCAAGGAAAGGAUGUGACGACCGCAUCAACUUCUGAGGAGAAAGGUCUUCACAAGUUCAACCGUCACAAGCAGUGCUGUUGCAUGUGUCCGGUCAGACUUGGCGGAAGAGGAGUCGUCUGCUGCAACUCGGGUUAUCAUCAUCAUCGUGGGGUUUGCAUUUCACCUACUUCAACGUCCAACAGACGUAGUAGACCAGUAUCGAUGCCACGUUUAAACAGAACAGCAAGUUUGAGACGGGAAACGGCAUUGGAAAGAGCAUCCAGAGUUAGUACCACUACAAGAUGAUUUCGAAUAAAAUGCAACAUUCAUGCACUUUUGAUAAAAUUCUCGUUUGUUCGUGUUCAGCGUGUUCAUUCUCAACUAUGCAUACAUAAUUUGACUCGUGUAAUUUACAAUGUGCAAUAAACAUUUUCUUUUUCAGAGA